Molecule: messenger RNA, 1363 nt
Organism: Cyprinus carpio (common carp)
Lineage: Eukaryota; Metazoa; Chordata; Actinopteri; Cypriniformes; Cyprinidae
Product: gastrula zinc finger protein XlCGF8.2DB-like
Exons: 3
Coding region: 151-1164 (337 amino acids)
Source: RefSeq, a predicted model, not a curated record
CAAGACUUUUAUUCUGCUCUGGCGAUGUGACGUCAUAAAGCUGCGCCGCGUUCCUGCGUCUGUGAUUCGGCUGAAGAAAGGACAAAGUGUCCAAACACAGAAAAACUCCUGCUGAAUCAUCUGAGAUCCACGUGACAAACUAUUAUAAAGAUGGCAUUAAUUCAAGAGAGUGAAGAUAUGAAGAUUGAAGAAGCAUUCAGAGUCAAACAUGAAGAUACUGAGGAACAAACAAAGAUGGAGAUUAUUAAAGAGGAGAGUGAAGACAUGAAGAUUGAAGAAACAUUCAGAGUCAAACAUGAAGAUACUGAGGAACAAACAGAUCUGAAAGAAGAGAGUGAAGAACUAAAUGAAAUACAAGAUACAGAUCAGUGUAAGAAACAUGAUUUCAUAACUAGAUGUCAAUUUACCUGCUUUCAAUGUGGAAAGAGUUUUGAUCAACAAGAACAACUUCAAGUCCACGUGAGAAUUCACACCACCGGAGAGAAGCCCUACUCCUGCAAACUGUGUGGAAAAAGUUUCAGAGAAAAAAAGAACGUUAAAAGGCACAUGAUAGUUCACACUGGAGAGAAGCCUUUCACCUGCCCUCAAUGUGGAAAGAGUUAUACACAUAAAAUCACUCUUAAUCACCACAUAAGAAUUCACACUGGAGAGAAACCUUUCACCUGUCCUCAGUGUGGAAAGAGUUUCAUUCAAAGAAGAUACCUUAAAAGCCACAUGAGAAUUCACACAGGAGAAAAGCCUUACAGCUGCCAACAUUGUGGAAAGGGUUUCAGUGAACAUGGAAACUUAACAGUCCAUAUGAGGAUUCACACCGAGGAGAAGCCUUACACCUGCCUUCAUUGUGGAAAGAGUUUUUCUCAUAAAGGCAAUUUUAAUGCCCACUUGACAAUUCACACUGGAAAGAAGUCUUACUUCUGCAAACUGUGUGGAAAUAGUUUCAAUAAAAAAAUAAGCCUCAAAAGGCACAUGGUAGUUCACACUGGAGAGAAGCCUUUCACCUGCCCUCAAUGUGGAAAGAGUUUUACUCAACAGGGAAACUUUAACAGGCACAAGAGAAUUCACACUGGAGAGAAGCCAUUCACAUGUGUUCAGUGUGGAAUCGGUUUCACACGACAAACAAGCUUUAACAAGCACAUGAGAAUGCACACCAGAGAGAAGCAUUAAACCUGUAAACUGUGUGGAAGAACUUCAUGACAAAACUAAACCUUAGCUAUCACAUGAACAGUCACACUUAUAUGUGAUCAGUGGAAAGAGCUUCAGACAUAAAGCAACACUUAAAGGGUUACUCCACCACAAAAUGAAAAUUUUGUAAUAAUCACUUACCCACACGUCGUUCCAAACCCGUAAAAGCUUCGUUCGUCUU